CCAGCGACUUCAGGGGCAUCUUUAGGAGUCAGCACUAUGGCAGAAGACAUCAAGACCAAAAUCAAGAACUACCAGACUGCUCCUUUUGAUAGCCGCUUCCCCAACCAGAACCAGACCAGGAACUGCUGGCAGAACUACCUGGACUUCCACCGCUGUGAGAAGGCAAUGACCGCUAAAGGGGGUGAUGUCUCCGUGUGCGAAUGGUACUGGCGUGUGUACAAGUCCCUCUGCCCCAUAUCCUGGGUGUCAGCUUGGGACGACCGCCAGGCAGAAGGCACGUUUCCUGGGAAGAUCUGAACUGGCUCCAUCCCACCUCCUGUCCUCCGUCCUUCUCCCCAGGGUGGUGAAGGGGGACCUAGGUACAUGGUGAUCCCCACCCUGGGAUCCUGAAUCAUGGUUUAACUAAUAAUAAAUGCUCGUUGGAAACAUGAAA
This is a messenger RNA of Dama dama (fallow deer), 433 nucleotides long. Its product is annotated as cytochrome c oxidase subunit 6B1-like. Gene Ontology annotation, cellular component: mitochondrial inner membrane; mitochondrion; respiratory chain complex IV. The record is from RefSeq and is a predicted model, not a curated record. The coding region runs from base 37 to 297 and encodes 86 amino acids. NCBI's taxonomy places the organism in Eukaryota, Metazoa, Chordata, Mammalia, Artiodactyla, Cervidae. The transcript has a single exon.